Brassica napus (rape) is the source of this 5504-nucleotide messenger RNA. RefSeq lists its product as uncharacterized. The record is from RefSeq and is a predicted model, not a curated record. Gene Ontology annotation, biological process: protein desumoylation. Bases 441 to 3065 code for a protein of 874 amino acids. Gene Ontology annotation, cellular component: nucleus. The transcript is spliced from 7 exons. NCBI's taxonomy places the organism in Eukaryota, Viridiplantae, Streptophyta, Magnoliopsida, Brassicales, Brassicaceae. Gene Ontology annotation, molecular function: deSUMOylase activity.
AAUAACCCCAAUAAUUCUUCUUUACUACAAUAUUGCCAUUAUCAAUUUAAUUCAUUAACAAAUUUAAAAACUAAAGAAAAAAAAAGGUUUUCCUUUCGUCGUCGUACGUCGACAGAAGCAAAAAUAAACAUUCACAAUAACAAAACCUAGGGUUCGCCUAAGGAGAUGUCGCUAGCGGUUUGAUUUUCUUCCUCUGAUAGUAGCAUCGACAUUGUGAGGGCUUUGAUUUCUCUGGCGAGUGUUUGCAACCCUUCCUCCGACAAAGCUCGAUUUGGCGUCUUGUUAUCUCCGCUCUUGAACUCUCCGGUGAGAAUCACCAUUGUUUCACCUGUCAUCCUUUUCGUCUCCUCUACUGAAAAUCCAAACUGAUUUAUGGUUCCAAAUAACUUUAGCAAGAAGACUUGAAAUCAGAUUAGGGAUAGUUAUCCCUUCGUUAAGAUAUGGCUUCUUCUAGCACUAAGAGAAACUAUCCGCGUCUACUCUACAGUAAAGGAAAAGCUCCUAGUCAGCAAAGGAGUAUGAGCUAUUAUAGCUAUUUGUCCAAUUUUCAAAUGGUAAGAGAGGGUGUGGGAUUUGAUGCAUGGGAGGCUGUAAAGAAGUCUGCAGUUGGCGUUUUUCCUAUGUUUUAUGAGCUCAAAUUCACAUGGUGUGCGAAGCUUGUCCAUUACCUUUUAACGAAUCAGCUUCAAGUGAAGAAGAAUUAUGAGAUAUGGUCGUUGAUUGAUUGGCAGCCCAUUCGUCUCUCUUUGGUUGAAUUUGGUGAGAUAACGGGAAUGAAUUGUGAACCGUUCCAAAAAGGGGAAAUUUGUGAUGUUGAUCAUACAGACUUCUGGAAAGAAAUGGGGGUUUCUACAGUUGUUGGUCCUAACUUGGUUCAGCUUCAGUCGGUAUUGGAAAGAUGCAAGUAUUGGAGUCUCGAGAAGAGGACAAUGGUUGGAUUGUUAUGUGUUCUUCAUCUUGGUGUCUAUGGAAUUGCUCCCUCACGUCAUAUUCCGUUGGAGUGUGCGAAGAGAGUCCUUGAUUAUGAAGCUUUCCAAAGAUACCCGUGGGGUCGCGUAGCGUGUCAGAGUUUGAUAUACUCUGUUAAGUGUGCUGAUUACAGCACAAAGGAAUCAUAUACAAUGGCAGGGUUUAUUUUCAUCUUACAAAUAUGGGCAUAUGAGUCAGUUAUGGGCUUAGGAGAGCUUUACGGAAACAGAAUUGGUGGUGCAGAAGUGCCUCUUCUUUCAUGGAGUGGAUCCCGCAAGAGAUUCAAGUUCGAGGAGUUUGUUAGACAGGAGAAAGAGCACCAUGAAGAUAAGGUGCGUGUGAGACAUUUUACCACAGAACCAAAUGGACAGUAUACGCCUAAGUGGGAUGAUGAAGUUGAUGAUGGUGAUGUGAUAAACUUGGUUCUGGAUAUACGUAAUGAUUGUAUAAAUAGAGGAUUUUGGGAUGUCACAGAAGAAUCUCCAGCUACUACAAGGCUGAAGCGUCCUAAAUCUGUUCCCGAGACUGAUGGUCAGAGUUCUAAAAAGAAAAAAGGUGAUGAUACAAAAACUAUUGGGAUUGAAGAAAACACUAAUAGUCCAAGUAAAGAAGAAAUUCCAGUGAGCCAGCUUUACACUUUGAUGAAGACAUUGACAGGAAAACUGGAUAACAUAGAUACAUCGAUUGAAGCAAAGGUUGGUUCCCUUCUCGCUCCUAUAACUGAGAAGCUAGCAACAAUGGAGAAGGAACUUCAAAAAAUGAAACAAAAAGAGGCAGCUGAUGAGAGGAAAGAAGAUGCAAAUUCCAACGCUAACAAUAAUGAAAAUGCUGAAGUAAAUAGCAAAGAAAUGUCUUGGAUGGUGGAGAUGAAUUCCACAUCGCAGGAUGGUUUACCUUCUCAACGUGUUGUCAAAAAAGCAAAGAAGGCAAGCAAAAAAUGUGAAGAUAUGGGACUUGACAAGAAAAAGGUUUUUGAUAAGAAGGUUUUGAAAACCAAAAUUCAAGUGCCACAUUUACUUGAUAACGCCUCAGGGGAUGAAACAUGGUCUGAUCCAGUGCAGCGUGAAAAGGUUACAGAUCUUGGUGAUCAUUUAGAUGCCUUAGCAGCCAUGGCUAAAAAGCUAAAUAAGCCUACAUCUCCCACACCUUCGUCACCUCCGCAGAAGCGCCAAACUAAGCUGGCAUCAUCUCAGCUUUUUCCUUUCGUAGGAAACUCUACCGUGAAGCGCAUCAUCACAGGUGUGACACCGUCCGUCUCAGCAUAUGAUCCGUUUGCUGAUGUUGACGCUGAUAAAAUGAGGAAUUUACUGCACUUUUUACUGGAUGAUGAGAAGAACUCGGACAGGACAUCUACCCAUAGUACAGAGUUCUAUAAGGUGAUAAUAACCCCAAGAAAUAAGUGGCGUACAUAUAACUAUGGCUGGUUGAAUAACAUGCAUAUGUGGUCUGCGAUGCAUAUGUUCUAUAAGAGAUCACUUUGUGAUCCUUCACCAUACCAUUCUCAGCGCAUUGCUUUUUUGGAUCAGUGGGUUGUCACCAAAAUUGUCAGUGAUUUUAAAGAGUUUAAUCCGAAGACUUGGAAACCUACAGAUACAUAUAAGUGUAUCUUCAACGGCACGUAUCCAUCUGACCGAGUCACAAACAAGAAGUGGCUUCACGAUAUAGAUCAUCUAUAUGCAUGUCAUUUCGUAAAUGGUAAUCACUGGGUUGCAUUGGACAUCGACUUGGGGAAGGAGACCAUUACCGUUUAUGACAGCAUUCUGACCUUAGUAGAUGAUAAAGAAAUCCAGAACUUCUGCCGGCCGUUUGCAAAGAUGAUUCCCUCCAUUCUGAGUACUAUGGUCUCCGCCACUGUUCGGAAGAAAAGUGAAAAACAAUUCACUGUACGAAGAUUGAAAAAAGUUCCACAGAAUGACCCCCCAGGAGACUGUGGUGUUUAUACCAUAAAAUACAUUGAAUGUCUUGCGAUUGGUUGCACAUUUGAAGGGUUACGUGAUGAAACCAUUCAGGAUCUUCAACGGAAGCUAGCUGCUGAGAUUUACGACUCUGUUGGAGAACCUCAAAUCACUCAUUUAUUUACUGAUACUGCAAAGUAGUACGUUUAGUUUUAGAUUCUCUUGGUGAUUGUUUAGUCUUAUUAGCGUAACAUGAGUUUUAUUAGUGAACGUGUGUCAGCUACAAUUUGCAGUCCACAUUUAUCACAAGGCCGUUUGUUCUGUUUUUUUAAAAAAAUCAGCUUUGGUUUAUUGACUGAGUUAACUAAUUAUUGUUACAUAUAACAACAGUUUUAACUCGCAACGUAUUUUAAAAAAAAAAGCAUGUGCGAGAAGAAGAGCUAGAAGAGAAACAAAAGAACCAGAACCAAGCUAAUUAUUUUCUACUAAAAAUUCUGAAAGUAUAGAAAACGACUAAACAUAAGCUAAACUUGAACCUUGCAGGUGUUACAGUUAUGUCCAGAUUGAUGACACUUUGAACUUAGUAUUUUAAUUCCAUGCACUUAUUUUCUUAGUGAACUUGAAGUCUUAUUGUGAAAAAUGCCCACGUAUUUUCUUAGUAGUUUAAUUAUCUGCACUUAUUUCCUUAGUGAAGUUGUAGUCUACUGUGUAGCCACAUCCAUGUAACUAGACAUAAAAAAAAAACAAGAUUAUUAUUGUAAAUAGCACGCAUAACUAAUACAAGUUGAGGAAAAAUAUUAUAUCUAUCACGUGAAUUCAAUCCUUAUUAAGAAAACAUCUAAACUCAAACAGGCUGAAGCUUUGAACACUUCUUUGGAUCAAUCGUUGUUGUUCUCUUGUCUACUAAGGAAGAACGGUAAGAACAACACAUCACCUGCAAAUUUAAAUAGAGACUUAUUAAUAACCAUAAGAACAUACACACAUCAUGCUCAACAAAAAAAAAAUAUACCUCACUUUAACUGAAGCAAACAUAGAAAGCAUAGGAAAGGACUAACCAUAAGCUAAACUUGAAUCUUGCAGGUCUUACAAUUAUGUCCAGAUUGAUGACAAUUUGAACAUAAAUGUUGUUUUCUAGGUCGUUUUUUUUCAGUGGCUUUCUCCAACGCCGAUUUCAUCCUUGAUUUUUUGGGUCUUCCAGGUUGUGUGUGUAUAACCGGAGGCAAGCAAAUCUUUAUUGAGAUAUUUUCUGGAACUGGUGAAGCAACAUCUCUUGGCAUUAUGGAAGUGGAAUAAGCGUUCCACAAGUAUGAGCUGUGAUAAUAGGGGUGACAAAGUGAUAUGCUGCUUUGCUUACGUGCUUCUGCCGCCGCGAUUGCAUGAACACAUGGUAACUUCUCCUUAUCAAACCGACGACAAGUACAUUGUCUUCCUCCUAAAUUAACGAUAUGAAGAGACGAACCAGUUGUAACUUGUGAAUGAUGCAAAUCAAUUGAUUGAACUGUAAGCACCUUUGCAUUUAAUACACGUUUCUGAGAAAAUAAAAAACAGUGUUACAAAUGACUAUAAAAACAAGUAACUAACUAAACAAGAAAAAUAUGCUAUUUUUACCUCCAAAAGUAUCUCCACUCCACGAGUCAAGGUUGUCUUCGUUGUUCCUGCAGCUAUCCUCCUACUUGUAAACCAUCUUGUCAUCAUUAACCGUAACGCAUCCAAGAGUUUUACAAUGGGCAGAGUUCUCGAGCUUGAGAUGACUUUGUUGAUGGACUCAGCAAUGUUUGUCGUCAUUAAGUUGUAUCUAUCCCCAGGGAAAUGCACACGAGCCCACUUUUGUAUAUCAGCAGUUUCCAAAUAUUUAUGUAAUCCUGGAUUCAUCGCUUGGAUCUCUUCAAAUGUUGUAUUAAAAUCAGCCAAUGUAAAAGCACUUGCAGCUUUUUUAACCAAUCUAAAUGCAUCACCACCUCUGAACCGUAGCAAUAUAUUUUUGUAAAGAUGGUACGUGCAAAUUCCACGACUAGACUUAGGAUACACUUUUCCAAUAGCAUUACUUAUAGCUUUAUGCCUAUCAGAAAUAAGUGCAAGUUCUUCGUCAUCGGGAAUUACCUUGCUUAGUUGUUGAAAGAACCAUUCCCAAGAAUCAUCAUUUUCGGUAUCAACAACUGCAAAAGCAAUAGGAAAUAUCUGGAAAUUCCCAUCUUGAGCUGUUGCAGUUAGUAGUGUUCCUUUAUAUUUUCCCUGAAGGUAUGUACCAUCCACGACUAUUACUUUUCUCAUGUAGGGAAAUCCAGUUAUACUUGCACCAAAUGCAAGAAACAAAUACUUGAAUCUGUUAACCUCAUCAACUUCCAAAUGUGCGAAAGUUCCAGGAUUUGCUUUUCUUAUAUGAUAUAGAUACACAGGAAACUCUGAGUAGCCACUCUCCGCAGAACCUCUAACAAUAUUUCUUGCGCGUAACAGUGUCCGAUGAGACUUCCAAUAAUCCAUCUAGUUACAAAAUAUUUUACAAUAACAUAUUAGACCUAUUAUUUUGUACUAAAUGAAAUAUAAAAAUAUAAUAAACAUGUCAUAUCAGAUGACGCACCUUGACACCAAAUCUCAUGUUUAAGGCUUCUCCAACAUGUUUCGGGAGAACUUUUGAAUCAA